This is a messenger RNA of Zootermopsis nevadensis, 1212 nucleotides long. NCBI's taxonomy places the organism in Eukaryota, Metazoa, Arthropoda, Insecta, Blattodea, Termopsidae. The record is from RefSeq and is a predicted model, not a curated record.
AUGAGCGGUGAAUCAGACCCCAGUCCGUCCAGCAUGGCUUCUCCUCAGGACAUUCUCGUUGUCAAGUCGCCAGGCGACUCUUUCUCGUCAACUCUACAGACGCGUUCUUCGACUCUGAGCGGCAGUUUCAGGGGCGAGGCGUCUUCCGAGGAAAACGCGUUUCUCUUCCUGGGGGUUGCGCAGAUGCUGCUAGGGGUGCUGAUGGCGGUGUUCGGCGUCUUGGCCAUUGUGCACGAGUCGUCGCUGUCCGGUGUGGGGGCGGGGUUGUGGGGGGGCGCUGUGGCCAUGGCGACGGGUGUCGUGGGAGUGCUGGCCGGACUCCGGAGCUGUUAUUCGGUGACGGAGUCGUCUCCGUCCCGACUCGCCGUCACGGCGUUCCUGGCGCUUUGUCUGAUAUCGCUUGCGGUUAGCAACCUCGUGGUCGUGCUGUCGGUUAUCGGGCUCGUGAGAGACGGACAGAGCGCAGACGUGCGCGCCAUACAGAAAGAGAACGUGAAAUCUGAUACAGAUAUUAAUGAUGGCCCCAAUUGGGCACCCCUGUUAGCCAGCUGUGGCCUGCUGCUCAUGGCAUGUGCACAGUGCCUGGUGACGAUCGUGUCUGGUUUUCGCUGCUAUCGCCAAGUGUGUCCGUGUGCUAGACGUAGAGAUGAGAAGCAGCCACUUCCAGACUCGCCUGAGCCUGCUGGAUCAUUCUACAGCACAAGCAGCAAGGAAACGCUCAUCAGCGACUGGCUUGGGCAGCAGCGUCGGCAGAACGUGCUGCUGAUCACGCAGCCACCGGUACAAGGUCCCUGUGGACCAAUAUUCACUCUGCAGGCACCACCUCCAGUUCCACCACCGUCUGUGAUUGGCUACCACCUACCAAAUGCUCCAUUUCUCAACCCUCUGGUCCCCCCACAUUACAUGAUGUCAAGACCAGUGAAAACUCUCGGUGGCACUGCGGAGAGGACAAAAUGCUUACGAGAUCACAACAUUGUUCGAAGAGGACGCCGUGGCACAAACAAGAGGAAGCACGGCAGUGCUGCUUCAGUCCCAGUAGAACAUCAGAGGCCAGUGACAGAGGAGGAAGUGGCUCAAACAUACACGGGACUCGACCGUGAAAUAGCUGAGGAGUUCAUAACAAUAGCCAUGGAGUCAGGCACAGGCAAAUCUAAGCAACCAGUGCCUGAAAUGAACACAGAUAGGGGAAGACUUGAGGCCAUCAAACAGUAA